Messenger RNA from Linum trigynum, 965 nucleotides. NCBI's taxonomy places the organism in Eukaryota, Viridiplantae, Streptophyta, Magnoliopsida, Malpighiales, Linaceae. The record is from the annotation of a GenBank genome assembly.
CGAUGCCUAUUUCUGCCAUAGUGGAGAUGUCAUACUGGAAGGUCAACGAGUGGCGGGUGGCUCGGUUGCAGCUAGCAAUAGGGAGGGAGAUAUCUGGUCAUCCGUAGCACAUGACGUCUUUGAGCAGACACAGAAGAACGAAGAAAAAUCAAGUAAGCAUAAAGUUGUUCUUUUCGAUCGCAGUGAAGGGAUAUUUGCAGUGGAAACAGGUGUAUGGGAUGGAGGUAGACGUGGCCAUAAUCGUCAAACGGUUACUCUCCACUAUGAAUCAGAGGAGUGUACAUGUCAAAAAUAUCAAAACGAAAGGAUACCCUGUUCACAUGCAAUGACAGUAGUAAGUCAUUAACAAUGAACAGAAACACUCUGGUGAGUCCUUACUACACUGAACAAGCGAUACAGAACUCAUAUGAUGCAGCUUUGAGUCCCAUGCCAGAUGAAGCGUAUUGGCCUAUAUAUGCUGGGAAGUUGAUUAUCUCACUGUUGCACCUAAAACGCACCAAGGGUCGUCCUAGAAUUGAAAGGAUUCACAAUGAGAUGGAUCAAGUGCAGCGCACGAGGCGGGGGCCGAAGCGAUGCUCCAAGUGCAGAAAACCUGGCCAUGACAAGAGGCGUUUGUCCAACACGGUGAAUACCCUGUGUUUGUCCAUGUCAGCGAUCCGCGUCGCAUUCAUCGUGGCAUAAUAAAACGGGGAGCAUUCACCGCAUUUGACCAAAACGGUGAUGUUUUCACCGUUUUCUUUUAAAAUGGUGAAUGGCCCCUCAUUGCUCACCGCUUUAAACGAAGACGGUGAACACGCCAUCGUUUUAAUUAAAAACGGUGAAAUGUUCACCGUCUUUGUCAAACGUGGUGAUUAUAUUCACUGCGUUUGCCAAAAACGGUGAAUGUGAAACAUGUGUACUUUUGGAAACUUUUUUUAUAACUUUUGUAUUUUGAGAAUAUUUUUUAAGAAAUUUGGUAUUUUUUC